Chrysemys picta bellii (western painted turtle) is the source of this 5337-nucleotide messenger RNA. The record is from RefSeq and is a predicted model, not a curated record. NCBI's taxonomy places the organism in Eukaryota, Metazoa, Chordata, Testudines, Emydidae.
CGGUUGCGGCUCCGGUGGCCCCCGCACCUUGAGGGAGCUUCCGCCGCUCCUGGCUGUGCGGGGCCCACCCCGGGUAAGGGCAGUUUCGCUCACAGACCCCCAGGAAGCCCUUCCCCUGCCCAGGUGGCGGAUUCCCGCCUCGGCGGUGCAAUCCAGGCUGGGCUGGGGCGAGUGGCUGAGCCCCUUCCUGCGGCAGAGGGGCCAGGCAGGGCGGCUCUGCCCCCCGACCUGAAGAAGAGUGAAAGCUCGAAAGCUUGUACCUUGCACCAGCAGAAGUUGGUUCAAUAAAAGGACAAAAGCUGCAAGCAAACCACAGGCUGCAGAAGGGAUGGAAAACUCCUCCGAAUGCUUUUUUUGAAUACUUGCCAUUCUAUGAAUACUUAAUUAUACAGGUCCCAGCUUCUCUUUCAUGCUGUGAACCAAGGAGCAGAGAGAGACGACCACAGAACCUAAACAACCAGUACUUGAAUUCAGGAACUGUGUCUGUAGAUAGGCGGAGUGGCCUCCCUCUGACGCUGACCAGGAACCACUCCCUGCCCUGUGGUGGACGGAGCCAGGCCAGGCCCACCCUUUGCGCCAGAAGCAGAGGGGUGGAACAGGAAGUAUAAGAUGUGGGGCCUCCAGCUCAGUUGAGGGAGAGCCAUGGAAGGAGUUGGAUGCCUCUGCCUUACUGCUGACCCUUGAGCCAGAGACUGAGCUGUACCAAUCCCUGCCCCUGGAGGAAUACCCCGAGGAGCUGCUGAGUACCCUGAGGAACCUGAGGGCCCGUGAGCGACAAAGCCCUUUGAACAGGUGUUUGCAAAUUGCUGAAUUAUUUGCUCCGUUAUCUUCCCAGGUACUGAAGAUGGAUAUAAUUAAAUAUACAGAUAGAAGUAUGGGAUUGGACGACAGCAUUACUUUAUACUGUUGGUAGAACCCUUUGAAGAAAAGAAAUAUUCAGUAUAAAUAGAUAAAGAGUAAGAGAGAAGUGGUGGAACUGCAACUCACUACACUAACUUAUAUGAACCAACAGUUAUUUAUGCCACUGGGAGGCUGAAAGUCCUGGAAACAUGUUGUGUAAGAAAUGACAGAGAAUUUGCAAAGCUGUUGCCUAGCAAAUUGGAAGAUGGAGAUGGAGCUAGAUCCCGCUAAGGAUGACCUACCCCUAAUGGCCAACACACGCCACAUGCUCGUAAAGCAUUAUGUAUUGGACUUAGAUGUGGAUUUUAAAAGCCAAGUUAUUGAAGGCACCAUAGUUCUCUUUUUUGAGCCUGGGAGCAGAUGCAAAAAAGGAGGCAGUGCUGGGGAAGGAGCGUGCCUUUCACAGUCAGAUGAAACAUGCAAAAUUAGGGCAUCUGAACCUUGUCACAGUCCUGUGACAAAUGUAAGUGCCCGCUCAUCUAAAACAGGAUAUAAUGAUUUUGCAGUCUGUGCUAAAGGUGAAAAAGAUACUUCUGAUAAAAAUGGUAACCAUAGCAACGGGGAACAGGCUUCUGGGAUUUCUAGUUCAAAGAACUGCUGUGACAUAGAGAAUCAUGGGAGUGAAGAUUUUUUGCUGGUAUUGGACUGCUGUGAUUUAUCUGUGUUAAAGGUCGAGGAGGUAGAUGUUGCUGCUGUGCCAGGUAUUGAAAAAUUUACAAGGUCUGCCAAGCUAACUGAUGCUGAAGAGCUGAGAAAUCUUAGGAAUCAGAUUGUACAUGAACUUGUGACUUUACCUGCGGAUCGUUGGAGGGAACAGCUAUACUAUUACACCCGCUGCAGCCAGGCGCCUGGUUGUGGAGAGCUUCUGUUUUCCACUGGCACUUGGAGCUUGAUGAUAAGGAAAGCAGAGGUUCAAGCACCAAGAGACUUUCCUUGUGCGAUAAGGAUAUGGUACAAAACAAAGCCAGAGGGAAGAUCAGUUACAUGGACCACAGACCAGAGUAGCAGGCCAUGUGUUUAUACGAUGGGGUCUCCAAUAAACAACAGGGCCCUUUUUCCAUGUCAGGAGCCACCGGUUGCCAUGUCAACAUGGCAAACCACAGUCCGAACAGCUUCUUGCUUUGUUGUCUUAAUGAGUGGUGAAAAUUCAGCAGAACCAGCACAACUUCAAGAAGGUCUCUUAAGUUGGUACUAUUAUGUGACCAUGCCUAUGCCAGCAUCCACCUUUACUAUUGCUAUUGGGUGUUGGACAGAAGUUAAACAGGAAUCCCACACAGCUGACGUCCGGACAAAUAACGAGUUUUCCUCUCUGUUUUCAAGGGCUGAUCUCAGGUUGAUUGAAGGGAGCUGUGGUCAUGUGGCGUAUCCUUGCCGUUUCCAAAAUCCUGCUGCCAGUUCUCAGCUAGUCAUUCCUCAUCGAGUCUUUGCUCCAUGGUGCCUUAAGGAUCGCUGUGCAGAGAUCCUUCUUGAGCUGAUUCCUCAGUGCCUCUCAGCUGCUCAUGCUACACUUGGUACCCACCCCUUUUCCAGGCUUGAUGUGUUGAUAGUCCCUUCCAACUUUUCCAGUCUGGGAAUGGCCAGCCCACACAUCAUCUUCCUGUCACAAAGCGUAUUAACUGGAGGGAGCCAUCUCUGUGGAACACGUCUGUGCCACGAAAUUGCUCAUGCUUGGUUUGGAUUGGCCAUUGGUGCUCGUGAUUGGACUGAAGAAUGGAUAAGUGAAGGGUUUGCUACUUACUUGGAAGAUGUAUUUUGGGCAGUAGCACAACAGCUGCCACAUGACGAAGCAAGAGAGCAGCAGGAGUUGAAAGCUUUGCUACGCUGGCGACGGCUCAGAGAUGAGGUGCAGAACUCUGAAGAAGAGCUGCAGGUAUUAAGGCCAAACAAAGAGAACACAGGAGAAGUGAGUGAGUCUGGAACAUGCAUAAUCAAACACGGUCUUAAUGCAGAAAAAAUCUUCAUGCAGGUUCAUUACUUGAAGGGCUAUUUCCUUCUGCAAUCUCUAGCCAAGAGAAUUGGAGAGGCUACAUAUUUUGAAUUUUUAAGAAAGUUUGUGCAGAAGUUUCAUGGACAACUGAUCCUUUCUCAGGAUUUUCUUUACAUGCUGCUGGAGGACAUCCCAGAACAAAAAGGGUACGGGCUAUCUGUUGAAAAUAUCAUCCGGGCCUGGCUUGACACUUCUGGAAUACCAAAGCCUUUGCUGGAAGAGUGUCAGACUUGGGACCAGUGUCGAUUAGUCCGGCAAGUGAAUGAUGAGGUCACAAAAUGGAUUCAAGUAAACCAGAGAGCCAGAAAAAGGAGCAAAAGGAAACGAAGGCAGGAUGAAGUGGCUUUCCAAAAGCUUCUCCCGGACCAGCUGGUCUUACUUCUGGAAUCUCUGUUGGAGGAGAAGACGUUAUGUCUCAGAACUCUGCAGUGCUUAGAGAAAACAUACCACCUUGAUGAGCAGGAUUCAGAGGUUCGACAUCGAUGGUGUGAGCUUGUUGUUAAACACAAAUAUACAACAAGAUAUGCUGACAUUGAGAAAUUCCUCAAGGAAGAUCAGGCUAUGGGUGUUUACCUGUAUGGAGAAUUAAUGGUGAAUGAAGAUGCAAAACAACAGGAACUUGCCUAUAAAUGCUUUGCUGCAACACAAAAACAAAUGGAUGUGUCCUCAGCCAAAGUGGUGGCAGAGAUGUUAUUCUGAAGAGAAUGCUAGCACUCUGCGGACGUCUAGUGUGUGAAGGGAGGCCUCCCUGUUGUCAGCAUGCGGUCUGGGGAAAAAUACAGAACAGUGUGUCUCAAGUCCCAUCAUCCAUGGAUUAGCCAGGCCUUGAGAUAGAAUACUGAAAUGUUGGGGUGCCGGAGGCAUCCUGCGUCAGCAGAUGAAGCACAAGGGGAAGGGUUCGUAAUGGUGUCACUGCCAUCUGUUUCAGGGACUUAGAUUCCAAGUGUCUUUAAUGUUGCCCAGGAGUCCUUCAAGGUAUGCAAGGAGAUGUCUGUGCCUGCUGCAAACAAUUUUUGGCCUUCAAAAGGAAACAAAGAGCUGAGAAGAACUCUGAAAGGCAUUUUUUUGACCAGGUAAAAAGCCAAAAGCCAUAUGUUCAUCCAGAGUGCACAGCCUUCAUUCAUCUUUGUGAGCAUGUGACAUUUGGAAGGGAACAGGUGUAAAAGACCUUCCAAUACAUGACUGAUAAGAGCUUAUUUGGAGGGAACCUUUUUGUCGGGACCAGAUGGAAAAACGUUUGAUUAACCAGAUAAGUACCUCUUCUCGAAGCUUUAUACUAUUCAGAAGUACUUUCUAUAUGUUCUUAGAGCAAGCCCUUUCCAAUGGUGUUAACCAUGAAGCAUCCACUCUGUCAAAUGGAGGGCUUGCAGGUUGGGGUUCAGCAGAUACCGAUGGCCCUGGGAAAUCAUACAUAGAUUCAACGGGAGAGAUAAUGGAGGUCUGACUGACAAGGUUGAAUACCAGUGUUGCUGAGGCAAUGCUGGUGCUAUAAGUAUGAGGUGAGCCUGGUCUUGGACAAGACUCUGGGCAGUAAUGGAAUCGGAGGUAAGGCAUAUAGAAAGGAAUUCUUCCAGGAUAGCAGGAAUGUGUCUGUCAACAAACCUGGACUGUAAACAGGAUGGCAUUUUCUAUUGGCCUUUUUUGCAAAGAGGUCCACCAGGGGAGUCUUCCACAGCUGGUACAUGAAUCUGGCCAUGUCCAGAGACAGCAAACACUGAUGGUGAUCAGGGAAGAACCUGCUCAGCUGAUCUGCCAAUGAAUUCUGCAUUCCUGGAAGGUAAGGAGCUCUGAAGUGAACCAAACUGACUAUGCAAAAGUCCCACAGGUCAAUCAUCUUCUGGCACAGCUGUGUCAAAUGCAUCCCUCCCUGCAUGUUUACCUAAAAUAUAGUUGCUGUGCUGUCUGUUAAUACUAGCAGAUUUUUUCCCCCUUGAUAUGCAAAAGGAGGGCUGAACAGACUAGAUGGACAGCUCACAACUCUCUGACAUUUAUGAGAGUCUUCAGUUCUUGGGAAGACCACAGACUUUGAGUCUACAGGGACCCUGUAUGUGUCCCACAACCAGGGAUGAUGCAUCUGUGAUUAAAGUUCAGCUUCAAUCACCUGCUCUUCAUCUAUGAGCUAAUCUCAUCCAAACACUGGACAACCUUGAUGGCAGAGGUAUAAGCAAAUCUACAUAUCGUUAAUUGUAUUCAAGUGCCUAGUUAAAAAUAAUCUGCUGGGAGAUACAAGACUUGAAAACGUGGAGAACCAAGUUCUCAAUAGAAAUAUGAGAACUGUCAAGCAACACAAAGACAAGAAUAUAACCGCUUCUAAAAACUCUGAGCUGAGAACUUCUUGCGAUCCACCUCCAUGAUAGGUUUCUCUAGGACUGGACAAUCAGAUCCUUAACUAUUCUGCUGACAAUGCACAAGAAGGAAUAUAACCCUGCUCUCUCUCACCGCUGUAUAAG